ACUGCCCUCCCUUCUUUGCAUCCAUCACAGCGGCCCUCAAUUCUUUGAAUUAUCUGAUCUCUAUCUCUGUGUUUAAGGAUGCAAGGUCUAAUAUUCAUUCUUCUUUCCAUCCUCUUGACUCCUUCUCUUAGUUCCUGGGCCAGGGUUCUUCUUUCUCCAGCUGCAGGAAAUACUUUCAAUGUGAUUCAGUAUGGUGCUGUUGGAAAUGGCCAAACUGACGAUUCACAAAGUUUUCUAAAAGCAUGGGAGGACGCGUGUGGAGCAUCUGAAGGCACCCCAACCCUCGAAAUACCAAACGGAAUGACAUUCAUGCUGAGCCCUGUUGCUUUCAAAGGCCCCUGCAAAGCCAACAGCGUCCAUGUUCUGCUUCAAGGAACGAUUGUUGCACCAAGCAGAGAUGCAUGGAAUGGCAAGAAUGAGUGGAUUCAAUUCGCAGAAAUAAAUGGCCUAAUGAUCGAUGGGGGUGGACAAAUUGAUGGUCAGGGCUCUUCUUGGUGGCAAGAUUGCAACUCGAAUUGCGAGCGGCCAACGGCUCUUCACAUCAACGAUUGUCAGGCCUCCAGGCUAACUGGAAUAAAGCAUCUGAAUAGCGCUAAAAACCAUAUAAGCAUUAGUGGCUGCAGUGACUUCUACAUAUCUGAUCUCGAAAUCACUGCCCCUGGCGAAAGCCCAAACACUGAUGGAAUUGACAUCUCUCACUCUAGCGCCAUUACUAUUGAAAAAUCCAUAAUAGGAACCGGUGAUGACUGUAUUGCUAUUAAUGGCGGCACGUCUAAUAUCAAAAUCACCCAAGUUACUUGCGGUCCGGGCCACGGGAUAAGCAUUGGAAGCCUUGGAGAAGAUGGAAAAUACGAUACAGUAGAAGACGUAUACGUGGGAGGCUGUACUUUCAAGGGGUGUCAAAAUGGUGCAAGAAUCAAGACGUGGGAUGGUGGAGCUGGAUAUGCAAGGAAGAUCACUUUCGAAGACAUCACCCUUGAAGAUAGCCGACACCCUAUCAUCAUUGACCAGUUUUACAGCAGUCACGAUGGUACUCAAGGCCCCAGUAAGGGGUCGAGCGUAGCAGUGAGUGACGUGACUUACCGUAAUGUGCAUGGGACUUCAGCAGAUGAUGAAGCCAUAAUUUUCAAUUGCGCGGAGGAAAGCUGCAAAAACAUUGUAUUGGAUCAAAUAGACAUAACGUUGUCUGACCCAGGAAAGGAUGCUCAGGCUGUCUGCAAGAAUGCCGAAGGGACAGCUACUUCUACUGUUCCUUCUGUGACUUGCCUUUCAAAUUGACCAUCUUCAUGUUCUCAUGAUCGUCAUGGCCAUUUCCGGAUGUUGCUCUGUUUUUCUUUUUUAAUCUUUCCGGGGCGUUAUGUUUGAUAAUCUUGAUCUCAGGAGCCAUGCUAGAAGUUAUAUAUGCAUGUACAAGCAGCCUUGCGAGUACGUAGUAAUAGUAUACAAAUAAGGUUUUUACAAGAGUUUUUCAUUCAGAAAAAAUUGUAAUGAGUGAUCAGGGAUCGUUGGAUGCAUGGGCAUUAAACAAUUCCGGACGAUCCAGUACCCUGGCUAGCUAAUAUCAUAUUGUACUUCAUGCACUUCUCAGAUAAGGAUAUUCUCAAGUGGCGUUUUCGAUUAUUAAACUAGUACAGUAUAUAUACGUUGAGGUCUAUUUUCUGUUUCAA
This is a messenger RNA of Carya illinoinensis, 1667 nucleotides long. Its product is annotated as probable polygalacturonase At3g15720. Gene Ontology annotation, molecular function: polygalacturonase activity. The transcript has 9 exons. The coding region runs from base 79 to 1278 and encodes 399 amino acids. Lineage: Eukaryota; Viridiplantae; Streptophyta; Magnoliopsida; Fagales; Juglandaceae. Gene Ontology annotation, biological process: carbohydrate metabolic process. The record is from RefSeq and is a predicted model, not a curated record.